GACAACAGAACGGGACGUGAUCGCUGUUUGGCGACAAGGCCUCAUUCAGAGAUGGCGUCUCUUCUGCAGCCAGAGCGGGUGGUUUAUCUUGUUCGUGGUGAAAAGAAAAUUCGUGCUCCUCUUUCUCAAUUGUAUUUUUGCCGAUAUUGUAGUGAAUUACGUUCUCUGGAGUGCGUGUCACAUGAAGUGGAUUCGCACUAUUGUCCCAGCUGUUUAGAGAACAUGCCCUCAGCCGAGGCAAAGCUCAAAAAGAACAGGUGUGCCAACUGCUUUGACUGCCCAUGUUGCAUGCAUACCCUAUCCACACGUGCCACCAACAUCCCUGCCCCGCUUCCCGACGAUCCGACCAAGACUACCAUGAAGAAGGCCUAUUACUUGGCAUGUGGGUUCUGCCGCUGGACUUCACGAGACGUGGGCAUGGCUGACAAGUCUGUUGCCAGCGGAGGAUGGCAGGAACCAGAGAAUCCUCACACUCAGAGGAUCAAUAAGCUGAUUGAGUAUUAUCAGCAACUGGCCCAGAGGGAGAAGCUGGAGAGAGACAGGAAGAAACUAGCCAGGAGACGUCCUUUCAUGCCUCAGGCCUUCUCGCAACACACUAUUCAUGUGGUGGAGAAGUAUGGCCUGGGCACCCGGCUCCAGCGGCAGAGAACCGGUGCGCCUAUCAGCGCCCUCUAUGGCUUAUCUCUGAAGGAAGGAGAAGAGCAGAAGGAGGUCAGUAUUGACCCCGCACAGGCCAUGGAUGAGGUGGAGCCCCUACCUGAAGACUACUACACCCGACCGAUCAGCCUCCCUGAAGUGACGACACUUCGCCAGAGGCUGCUCCUGCCAGAUUUCCAACCUGCGGGAGCCUCUCAGCUGCAUCCCAAACACAAGCACUUGCUAAUGAAACGCUCAUUGCGUUGCAGGAAAUGUGAGCACAAUCUGAGCAAGCCGGAGUUCAACCCGACGUCAAUCAAGUUCAAAAUCCAGCUGGUUGCAGUGAGCUACAUCCCUGAAGUGAGAAUCAUGUCCAUUCCAAACCUCCGUCACAUGAAGGAGUCUCAGGUGCUACUAACCCUGACCAACCCAGUGGAGAGCAUCACCCACGUCAGCCUGUUCACCUGCGAGGAGGCAGACCACGAUGACGUCAACAGCACGGCCAAGGUUAUGGUGCCAGCGAAGGAACUGGUCCUAGCAGGGAAGGAUGCAGCUGCAGAAUAUGAUGAGCUGGCUGAGCCACAGGACUUCCAGGAUGACCCCGACGUUGUUGCCUUCAGGAAGUCCAAUAAAAUCGGCUUCUUCAUCAAAGUGGUCCCCCAGCGCGAGGAGGGUGACGUCACUGUUGCCAUUAAGAUGCGGCACGACUUCCGCAACCUGGCCGCCCCCAUCCGGCCCAGCGAUGAGGGUGGGGCCACGCCCAGCGAGGUCAUCUGGCUCACACACCAUGUGGAGAUCAGUCUUGGGCCACUGGUAGCCUGAACACACACACACACACACACACACACACACACACACACACACACACACACACACAUACACACACAAGUACGCGCGCGCAUACAUGCAGACAUAAGCCUCGGCUCACUGCUAGCCUGCAAAGUCAGACCAAAACAGGUCCACUCAGCACCUGUCCCAUAUUAGCCGAGCGUAGAAUUAAAAUGACCUCUAUUAAUCACAGUCUCUUGAUUUCUUAUAGAACCUAAUAAUUCCCUAAAGUGCUAAAUGCCAUCAGUCAUUCGCAACUGCUGGCAGAUCUCCACACACUACACUCAGACUCCCCACACAGUUAGGCUUCUCUGAUGUGUCCUACAUGUCCUCACCGUCCAUGUUCUCCUGUCCCAAGUCUUUUCCUGCAUGCUGCUCGCUUUUCCACACCUCCGGAAGGCUCCCUCAUGCUGAGGCUUCUCCACACUCUGUACAGUGCCACCCACUCGUAGACCCACAUGAAGUCAAAGUAGAUGCUCUCUGCCGCUGUGCUGAUCUCCUAUUCCAGUGAUGUUCUUGAUAGACGUACUGUAAGCUAUUUGUUGCUUUUACCUUGGAGCUGAAUACUAACCUGUUGUACAAAGCUAGUGGUGAAACAGUAAUUGUGUUAAAGUUGAGAUCAAUUAAAGAUCAAUGCAGAACUUCAGUGUGGUUCACUAAUAAAACCAGGAAUAAAGGAUCA
Molecule: messenger RNA, 2146 nt
Organism: Electrophorus electricus (electric eel)
Lineage: Eukaryota; Metazoa; Chordata; Actinopteri; Gymnotiformes; Gymnotidae
Gene: dctn4
Product: dynactin 4
Cellular component (GO): dynactin complex
Source: RefSeq, a predicted model, not a curated record